Messenger RNA from Symbiodinium sp. CCMP2592, 1377 nucleotides. The record is from the annotation of a GenBank genome assembly. Lineage: Eukaryota; Dinophyceae; Suessiales; Symbiodiniaceae.
AUGUAUGUUAACAAUUUCAGUUUGGAGGAUCUUCUGGAGCUUCGGGUCUGGACGCCUGGGGACGGCCUACGGUACAGCUUCGAUGUUCAGCUUAUGUCAAAAGUGCCGCCGGAGUUACAUGCAUGGGUGCCAAAGCUCCUGCAAUCUAUGAUGCAGGAACAGCAGGGACUAGCAGUGACCCAUGACAUGGAUCGUGAAAUACUGGAAGUGCUGGAUGUCCUAGUGGGGGAGGGUGUCGUGGAGGGACCGCCGUGGCGGCUCACAGAUGUUGCUCAGCAGCGGGUGGAGCAUUGUGUCAGUCUAAGCAACCAUCAGCGAUUCCUGAGGAGACACCGCGGUGAUCUGCAUGAGGCCUCGACUUUCCAAUUGAUUCUUGAAAUGGAUGCAGAGGGAUGGACUCAUGAAGUGCUGAGCAAGCAAGAGUACAAGGAUCUGAAGCGUGCUAAGGCUGAGUACAAGCACGGGGAGCAAAAGCGGUGGUGCUCUUGUGAGACGCAUGCUGUCGCGAACAGGUACUACCUGCUUGCUUUGUUGUUGCUGGGGGCAGAACAACCCGUGCCACAUGUUGCCAAGCCUGAGCUGUACAUGGAAAUGCUGGGGUUGCGUCCUGAGGCAACACGUCGUGCCAGAACAGCUGUGCCAAAGUUUAAGCACACAGAUGAGAAUGCUGGGUUUCUCGACUUUGAGGACUUUCCAAAGCCACCACCCCUGAAACGACGACGUCGUGUCAUUGGCAAGCAGCCCGGUUCGCCUUUGGGUGAGGUGCAGGGGCCUGAAGUGCAUGAAGACCAUGAGCAAGAAGAUGAAGACGCUGCCAUAGAUGCUGCUUUGGCAGAACUGGCGUCCCCCAGUGGCAGUGGUAGCGAGUUAGAAGCUGCUGGCGCACAAGAUGACAGCAGCAGCUCCGGGAGCAGCUCCGAUAGUUCGUCCGGCUCGUCCAGCUCCUCCUCCAGCUCCAGCAGUGACAGUGAUUCUCCGGCCCAGCCAGCAGGUGCUCAUGACGACGAGCCAGCUGGCCUCCCUGAGCCUCGUGGAGCCAGGGCGGCAAGAAGAAAGAAUGUCAGCUAUCAGUGGGCAGGACACACCUUUACUCCCAAAGGACCUGCUGAUCGGCCAAAUCAUUGGCAAGUAUCUUGCUGCUACGCAGCACACAAUGUUGACAAAAAGUGUACGAAGACGAGAUCUUGCCGCUAUGGGGGCAGCGAGGAGGUUCAGCGCAUGCUGAAAUGGUGGGCGAUUUUAGGAAGAGAUGCUGCAACUGCCCAGGAGCACGCAGAGCUUUUCCAGGAUACAGUCCUUCCCAGCUUUAACAUUAGCACCAUGCCGAGCCUGGACGAUUUGGAGGAUUUGGAGGCCAUGGCGGCUGCAAAUCCCUGA